Messenger RNA from Alligator sinensis (Chinese alligator), 6362 nucleotides. RefSeq names its product family with sequence similarity 171 member A2 (gene FAM171A2). Lineage: Eukaryota; Metazoa; Chordata; Crocodylia; Alligatoridae. The record is from RefSeq and is a predicted model, not a curated record.
GUAGGGCGGGGCCGGGCCGGGCCGGGCCGGGGGCAGCGGGCAGCGGCCGCCAGCACCAUGGCAGCCCGGCGGUGCUGCUGCAGCCGCCUCCUCCUGCUCCUGCUGCUCUUCCCCGGCGGCAUCGGGCCGGCGCUGGGCAAGUCUCCGGGGGACCCUCCCAGCCCGCAGGAGGUGCUGAUCAAAGUGCAGGUGUAUGAGAGUGGCGACCUCUCCCCCCUGGCCCAGGCUGCCGUGGAGAUUUAUGGGAACCGGACCUCACUGGCCUCAGGCUCCACAGACCAUGAGGGCAUCGGUGUGUUGCCCAUCAGCUACCGCUUGGGGACCUGGAUCCUAGUCACUGCCGCCAAGCGGAGCUACGUCACCAACUCUGUGCCCUGGCGUGUCGACAAGCUGCCACUGUAUGCCUCUGUGAGCCUGUAUCUGCUCCCGGAGCGACCCGCCACCCUCAUCCUCUAUGAGGACUUGGUGCAGAUCUUGCUGGGAUCACCAGGGGUCAAGAGCCAACCAUGGGUGCAGUUCCAGCGCAAGGCAGCUCGCCUGCCCCGCAGCUCCACAUACAGCCAGCUUUCUGCAUCACUGACCACGGCUAGUGGGGAGCAUGACAUGAAAGGCUUCCCAUCCUUCAUCGGGGCUGAGAGCAACGGUAGUGCCAACAGCACCUGGCUGGAGCUGGCCCCCAUCGCCGCCAUCAGCGUCCACCUCUUCACGGGCAAUGGCACCGAAGUCCAGCUGUCUGGCCCCGUCCACCUAUCCAUCCCACUGCCUUCUGACACCAAUGCCAUGACAGCCACCAGCGUGCCAGCUUGGAGGUUUGACACCAAGAGUGGCUUGUGGAUCCGUAAUGGGACGGGGCUGAUCAGGAAGGAAGGCCGUCAGCUGUACUGGACGUUUGUCUCUCCUCAGUUGGGUUACUGGGCGGCAGCACUGCCCUCCCCAACCACAGGGCUGGUGGCAAUGGCUGCAGGGAUGAAGGAUAUCACCACGUACCACACCAUCUUCUUGCUCACUAUCCUGGGUGCACUGGCCCUGCUGGUCUUGAUUCUGCUCUGUCUUCUCAUCUACUACUGCAGGAGGAGGUGCUUGAAGCCCCGGCAACAGCACCGGAAACUGCAGUUAUCUGGGACCCUGGAUGCCUCCAAGAAAGACCAGGCCACCUCAAUGUCUCAGAUCAACCUGAUCUGCACUGGCCACAUGGAGACAACAUCAUCCAAUGGGGACACAGACAUGCACACGCCCAUCCUCAAAUCUGCCUUCUCCACCUCCCGUGAGUUCGAGAGCUCCCGCGAGGAGUUCUUCAAGCAGGUCUCCAGCCAGAAGCUGCGGCAUGUCAGCAAGGCCUCCACGGACACCCUCAGCCACCGAGGCGCCCCCAAAGAAGACUACCAGAGGCCUGGGGAGGGCUUCUCAUUGAAGGCGGCCCGCUCUAUGGAUGUGCCAGGUGCCCUGGAGCCCCCGCCGUUAGAUGAGUACAAACGCAGCUUCUCUCACCAGCGCAUGGAGGACAAGAGCACAGAGACACAGAGGAAGCACUCACGGAAUGAAAGUAAGCCCUACCUGCAGGAGCCGCCCUCGCCCCCACCCCUGCCGCCCCCCUUCGACCACUAUGUCGGGCACAAGGGAGAGCCCAAACCCCCCGAGUUCAUGAUGUCGCAGUCUGUUGAUCACCUAGCCAGACCCACCUCCCUGACCCAGCCGGGGCAGCUCAUCUUCUGUGGCUCCAUCGACCACAUGAAGGACAACAUGUAUAGGAACGUCAUGCCCACUUUGGUCAUCCCAGCCCAUUACAUGCGGCUGGCAUCAGAUUAUCCCGGGUCAGACCAGGCUGGGGCUGCCAGUGCAGGCAGGGAUGGCCAUGCCCCACCAGUUUGGACCCCAGGACCAGCAACAGCUGCUCCUCCAGCAGCAGCUGCAGCUGCAGCACCAACAGUACCAGCAGAUGCAGCAAGCAGGGCAGCUGGGGGAGGACUCGGAGGGCAAGGCUGGGGGACUCACUCAUCCUCUGUCAGUGGCUCUGUCACCAUCCCAGUCCUGUUCAAUGAGUCUACCAUGGCCCAGCUGAAUGGGGAGCUGCAGGCACUGACAGAGAAGAAGCUGCUGGAGCUGGGCGUGAAGCCACACCCACGUGCCUGGUUCGUGUCACUGGACGGGCGUUCCUCCCAGGUACGGCACUCCUACAUCGACCUGCAGACCAGUGAGAAGAGCCGCAGCAAUGAUGCCAGCCUGGACUCAGGUGUGGAUGUCAAUGAGGCCAAGCCCCACAAGCGGCCCAAGGAGGAGCGGGAGCGCCCCACAGCCCCUGCCCCAGCCCUCGCCCCAACCCAAGCCCCAGCCCCUGCCGGUGUGGCCUACUCCAAGCUGGUCUUCACCGAUGACACGGAGCAGAGCAGUAGUGAGAGCCGCACAGCCAUCUGCUCCCCCGAGGACAACUCGCUAACACCACUGCUGGACGAGAACGCCGACCACCGGGCUGCCACCAUCCCCCGCCGGGGCCGCAGCCGGGGCAACAGCUCCCGCAGCAGCAACAGCGAACUGCGCCGGGACUCCAUGACCAGUCCUGAGGAUGACAUGAAUGACCCAUCGGAGGGGGGGGACGAGCAGGGGGACAAGAAGAGCCCCUGGCAGAAGCGCGAGGAAAGGCCACUGAUGGUCUUCAAUGUGAAGUAAGCAGCAGGGGGGCUCGGUGCCCCACCCUCUCUGCCCCCCCAGCUCCCCAGCAGUGCCUGCCCCAGCUCAGCCAGUUUGGCAGGUGGGUGGGUGAGCUCCCUGCUCUGGGUACAGGAGGUGGUGGGGCCAAAUGCACACUCCUGUGGGGAAGCCCCAGGAGUCUGGAGGACUCCACUCCCCCAAGGGGAUCACUGGAACCCUGUGAUCAGGGGGUGACAAGACACCUGGAUACCAUGGACCGCACAGACCUGCCCCACCCCACCAGAUUUCAUCUCCUGGGUUGAGCUGCAUCUGGGACCCAGGGGAAGGGAGGGACCUGCCCUGGGAGGCAGACAGCGGAGAGCCACAGACCCUGGCCCAUCCUGCGUCUGCCCCAUCCUGGGACCUGCUGUCCAAGGCAGAGGGGGGGCGAGGCGGCCAGGAGCUCCAAGAAAGGGGGGACUACAAGGACCAGAUAGCACCUGUUUAAUCCACUGCCUUUAAUGCCUGGUCUCAGCUGCUGCCCCCCUCUCCCCUUCCAGGCAAGGAGAUUGGGCUGGGGUGGGGGGCACUGAGUGAGGCCAUGUUCCCUCUGCCAGCCUGAGCCAAUGCUGGAGUGAGGGUUCUUGCCAGGCAGGGUGGGGGCAGAGCUCGCAGGGCCCCUGAAGCAGAGAAGGAUGGCUGGGUGCCUGGAACUGGCUCUUCUGAAGCACACUGUAGGGUGGUUGGUGCCACCACAUGCUGCCUGCCUGCCCACCCGCCACCACCACCAUGGGAGGUGCCGUGCGCGCCAUCUGCCAACCCUGCCUGCAGGACAGGCCUGCGUGUAGCUACUCCUUCAGAGCCAGAGCAAGAAACUGAGGCCAGGGUGCUCCCUGCUCAUGCCCCCCCUGCAUGGGUAGGACAGUGCCUGCUUGUGGUUGUGGGGUGGUGGGGGUCCAUCAUCACCUUCCUCCCUGAGAUGGGGCUGGAUGGUGGCAGUCCCAGGCCUUUCCUGGACAACAUCUCACUCCACUCACCUGGCCCUGCCAGAUGGGCUUCGAGGCCUGGGCCCCCAGCGGGUGCCUGGCCAGUGCCUGUAGAUAGGGGAGGUGUUCUGAGGGGAACCAGAGUCUUUCCAGUCUGUCGGGUGUCUCUAAUCAUACUGCCAAACCUCUGUAGCAUGAGGACCAGGAAUCUCCUCCAGUCCUUCUUCUGCCCUUGGAGUGCCCCCCUCCCCCCCAAAAAAAGGUGCCUGUGCUGUUCUGGUCCCAUCCCUCUCCAAGUGCCUUCCUGCCCUUUGCUCCCCCCCACCCCCAUGGGGGGAUGUCACAGCUGGGAAGUGUGUGCAGGAACAGGCCACAGGCUAAAUCCGCCUUCCUGCCUAAGCUGCUUUCCCUUGGGCAGGCGGUUCCCUCCAGCCAGGCUGGCACAGCUUGGCAAUGUCUCCCCCGCCUCCCCUGCACCCACCCCCCUGCCAAAGCCAAGCAGGUUCGAGCAUGGAGCCAGGGCAGGUAGGGGCCACUGCUGGAAGAGGACUGAGGGUGGACCAUGCGCUGGCAGGGGGGGUAGGGUGCAGGGGGCUGCUGGGUCUGUGCCACAAGGGCUUAAUGUCUAAUAGGGAGUAAACCAGACUGUGUACGUGUCUUGUGUGUGUGUGUGGUGCAUCCCACAGUGCCCUGCAGCAGAGAGGCUUCCCCAACCAGAGCCUAGGAGUUGUGGGGAGGCUGUUUCCCUGCUGCCCUGGUGUUGGGGGAGGCAAUGGGGGAGAGACUGGGAGACACUGUUUGGCAAAAUGGGGGGGAGGGGCACUGCAGCCAAUGUCUCUCUACAAGAAGGCCACCAGGAACAAGUGGAGUGGGGCAGGCGGGGGGCUCUUGCUAGGGGUGACAUGUCAUGGAGAGAGGAGUGGGUUCCACUGGCUUUUACCUUUAACUUCAGUGUCUUUCUGCCCUAAGUGGGCUGGCCCAGGGGCCUCUUCCAGCCCUCAUGACUCUUUGCCCCUGCUAGCAGCACAGCAGGGCCUGAUCCACACCCACUCCUUCUCUGUGCCUGCUCAAGCAGUGGGCACCAAGGGAGGCCCACGUGCUGGUCCUUCAAUGGUGGGGGAAAGGCAGGCAGCUGAACACCCUCCAUAUGAAACAUGGAGGACCAGGGCCUCUUCCUGCAUUGGAAAGAUCUUGCCUUAAAUGCUGUAUGGACCAGGGUGAGCGGCACCUCUGCUUUGCCUGAGGUGGGGGUUGGGGGCACUGGAUAUGUCAAGGGGGGGGCCAUUCCCCUGCAGGGCUAGGCCAAACCAGGAGAGGCUCUGCUCUGGGAAUAGUCCUAGAGCAGCCCAGUGAGGGACCCACAUGUCAGCCUGGGAGGGAAGUGUGCCCUGCAGUUCCCAUCAGAGCUUCUCCAGGCCAGCUAUGCUCAGGCUUUGCUGGGCCCCUCCUUUUUCCAAGAGCACAAGCCUGUGUAGCCCUAUGUACUGGAAUACAGCCCUAUGAAUACACCCUAUGCAGCAUAAGGCCCCUGCCACAUGCCAGGGCUGCAGGGCUACAUCCCCCCACCACUGGGCCAGAUGCUUUCACUGCCCCACCCCUCUCCCCAGCCUUCAUCUUAGAAACAGCAGCAGCCAGCAGGACUGGUGGGAUUGGUGAUGCUGAAGCUCCUUUGGUGCUAUUUGGUUCCAGCACCAUGGGGCUCUUGCCAGCACCAAGGCCCCUCUCCAGCCCCUCCCCUUCCUGCCCCCCCCCCGCUUGGAUUUUACUCCUGUUUCUAAUGUUUUAUACGUGGCAAGAAAAAAGAACUGAAUGCCGGGUCUGUGCAUGUACUAGGGUAACCCUCCUGGGGGUGGGAGUGGUGGGACAGGGACUAGAGGGGAACUAGCUUGACCCCCACUAGCUCUGCUAGCCACCGACUGAGUGCAAAAACUCUCCUCCCUGUUCCCCUAGGGAGGGACGAGGGAUCCAGCGAGAGCUCUGGUCCGCACUGGCCUGAUUACUCCUUGUUCUUUAGAAUGGUAUUAAUAUAUAAAACCCCCUUCAAAGCAACACCCGUGUCUGGCCUCUAUUUCACUCAGGUUCAGGAGAUGACGCCCUUUCUUCACGUCUGCUACCCCAUGGUUGUGCCACGCAAGGGCCUGCUUUUAGCCCAAUCCCUGGGUGGUGCCUGACACACUGAGCGGGGCAGGGAGUUGAGAGCAAUGCUGGUAGGGGCAGGCUCCAGUUGGUAGUGGGCUUGUAACAGGACUGGUACUCCAGCACAAUCAGGCCCCAACUCUUCCAGCAGCUCCCAGUAAAACACAGCUAAGUUCACAUGACUGCACACAGCAGGGACCGGUCAUAAAUAUAGCUAGGGGUGGAGGCAUGUUGCACUGCUUCCAGGCUAAUCAUCCCUGCCCCCCCCCGCCCUAGUACUAGUAGGGUGAAAGCUGUUCCCCUGAAGCAGAUAGGUGCCGAAAACAGGGCUGGCAGCCAAGGGGGGGGCUAAUGCCCUGCUUGUAAUCCAAUUCAAGCAAAGCAAAGCUGGGCUAAAAGUAAUACCUGGAGUCUUCACUGGAGGAAGCAUAAGGCAGUCCCAGCCUGGCAGAGUGGAUGGCAUGGCUAACAGUUGGAUUAGGGGAGGACCAGCUGAGGUUUAGCACCCCCUGCUGUGCCCAAAUUGCUUUUGCAGCAGCCAUCUCUCCUUACCCACCAUGCCACCCCCAGAAUACACCAAGAACUCAUACAACCAGCACCCCACUGCACUAUCUA